AGUCAAGGGAGAGCCAAGGCAACCAAUAUUUUGGGUUUCUUUUAUUUCGUUUGUGAAAGAUUAUUUAAGAAAGGGUGUCGAGGGGAAGUUUCCUGACAGGAAUUUUUAAAGCCGUCUAUUAGCAGACGAGCAGGAGAGUCUUGGAUGUCAACGCCUGACAAACUCUUGAGACUAGCUACCAAACCACGAAAAGUGACUUUCUUUCUGAGUCUUUUCUCCGGCCCUUCCGAUGGAAGCAGAAACAGGGAGCACCAUGGAGACCAGAAAGGGCACCAGUCGAGGCGUUCGAAUUGCACUGGCCCUGUUUGUUGGUGGCACCCUGGUCCUGGGCACACUGCUCUUCCUAGUGAGUCAAGGUCUCCUAAGCUUCCAAGCUAAACAGGAGUACUGUCUGAAGCCAGAGUGCAUAGAAGCCGCCGCUGCCAUCAUGAGCAAAGUAAAUCUUUCUGUGGAUCCUUGUGAAAAUUUCUUCCGGUUUGCUUGUGACGGCUGGAUAAACAAUAACCCAAUUCCUGAAGAUAUGCCAAGCUUUGGGGUUUAUCCUUGGCUCAGACACAAUGUUGACCUCAAGCUGAAGGCACUUCUGGAGAAAUCAGUCAGUCGAAGGCGGGACAUUGAAGCCGUACAGAAAGCCAAAAUCCUUUAUUCAUCCUGCAUGAAUGAGAAAGCGAUUGAAAAAGCAGACGCCAAGCCCCUGCUCCACAUCUUGCGGCAUUCACCUUUCCGCUGGCCUGUGCUUGAAGCUAAUAUUGGUCCUGAAGGGGUUUGGUCGGAGAGAAAAUUCAGCCUCUUGCAAACGCUUGCAACAUUCCGUGGCCAAUACAGCAAUUCUGUGUUCAUCCGUUUGUAUGUGUCCCCCGAUGACAAGGCGUCCAAUGAACAUAUCUUGAAGCUGGACCAAGCAACACUCUCCCUGGCUGUGAGGGAAGACUUCCUUGAUAACAGUACAGAGGCCAAAUCUUAUCGGGAUGCCCUUUAUAAGUUCAUGGUGGACACUGCGGUGCUUUUAGGAGCUAAUAGCUCUCGAGCUGAACAUGACAUGAAGUCAGUGCUUAGACUGGAAAUUAAGAUAGCUGAGAUAAUGAUUCCACAUGAAAACCGAACCAGUGAGGCUAUGUAUAACAAAAUGAACAUCUCAGAACUCAGUGCAAUGAUUCCCCAGUUUGACUGGCUGGGCUAUAUCAAGAAGGUCAUUGAUACCAGACUCUACCCACACUUGAAAGACAUCGGUCCCUCGGAGAAUGUGGUGGUCCGCGUUCCACAGUACUUUAAAGAUUUAUUUAGGAUAUUAGGUUCUGAGAGGAAGAAAACCAUUGCCAACUAUUUGGUGUGGAGAAUGGUUUAUUCCAGAAUUCCAAACCUCAGCAGGCGCUUUCAGUAUAGAUGGCUGGAAUUCUCAAGGGUAAUCCAGGGGACGACGACUCUGCUGCCUCAGUGGGACAAAUGUGUAAACUUUAUUGAAAGUGCCCUCCCUUAUGUUGUGGGGAAAAUGUUUGUGAACGUUCACUUCCAGGAAGAUAAGAAGGAGAUGAUGGAAGAAUUGAUUGAGGGUGUUCGCUGGGCCUUUAUUGACAUGCUGGAGAAAGAAAAUGAAUGGAUGGAUGCGGGAACAAAAAGGAAAGCUCAAGAAAAGGCAAGAGCUGUUUUGGCAAAAGUUGGCUAUCCAGAAUUUAUAAUGAAUGAUACUCAUGUUAAUGAAGACCUCAAGGCAAUGAAAUUUUCAGAAUCGGACUACUUUGGCAAUGUGCUGCAAACCCGCAAAUAUUUAGCCCAGUCUGAUUUCUUCUGGCUCAGAAAAGCUGUUCCCAAAACAGAGUGGUUUACAAAUCCGACAACAGUCAAUGCCUUUUACAGUGCAUCCACUAACCAGAUACGAUUUCCAGCUGGUGAGCUGCAGAAGCCCUUCUUUUGGGGAACAGAAUACCCUCGAUCCCUGAGUUAUGGUGCUAUAGGAGUAAUUGUUGGACAUGAAUUUACACAUGGAUUUGAUAAUAAUGGUAGAAAAUAUGAUAAAAAUGGAAACCUUGAUCCUUGGUGGUCUGUGGACUCGGAAGAAAAGUUUAAGGAAAAAACAAAGUGCAUGAUUAGCCAGUAUAGCAACUAUUAUUGGAAGAAAGCUGGCUUAAAUGUAAAGGGGAAGAGGACCUUGGGAGAAAAUAUUGCUGAUAACGGAGGCCUGCGGGAGGCCUUUAGGGCUUACAGGAAAUGGGUAAAUGACAGACGGCAGGGGGUUGAAGAGCCUCUCCUACCAGGCAUCACAUUCACCAACAACCAGCUGUUCUUCUUGAGCUAUGCUCAUGUGAGGUGCAAUUCCUACAGACCAGAAGCUGCCAGAGAACAAGUUCAAAUUGGUGCUCACAGUCCUCCACAAUUUCGGGUCAAUGGUGCUGUUAGCAACUUUGAGGAAUUUCAGAAAGCUUUUAACUGUCCUCCGAAUUCCAGUAUGAACAGAGGCCUGAAUUCCUGUCGACUCUGGUAGCUGGGAGUGCUGGUUCCUACCAUUCUGCCAGAGCUGAGGGAUGCCAGUAGAGAUGGCAACGACGGACUCAGCACCUACCGCCUUUUGCCUUUAUUUCUUUGAGAACUUUAUUUUUAAUGCAUUUUUAGUAUUUGGGUAGUUGACUUGCUUGGAUCUAAACAGUAUCUGUUCAAAAUCCUUGGGCUUAUAAAAGAAUUCAAGAGCUGAACCAAAUAUAUUUCAUGAGAAAGCCAAACCAAUGAAAACAAAUGUCAAAACUAUUUGGUUAAACUGGCAUCCCUAUUAUCUGUUUUGGUUAGCCACAGGACGGUGGCACAGAAUUCCAAUCCACAGCUUUGCAGGUGACCUGAGUUGAGUAUAUCCAUUGAAAGGACCAAUCUCUGGAAACUGUCACCCUCAUUGUGUAUCUCCUAAUUCUGAACCGAGCAGACAUCGAGAAAAGAAUUUUCUGUUUCCAUGUCAAGAACAUAUGGCUUUCAUUUCCCUUUAGCACAACUAUAUAAACACCACACUGAGGAGGGAGUAAAGGCUCUUCCAUCUCAGCCCACUUAAUGUUACAUCCCUGGAAAAGAAAAUCCCUUUAAAAAACUUCUGGAAUUAAGGCACUUUAGUCUAUAUGAAUCCAAUUAAAAAAAUCCUGCCUAGAUCUAAGGUGCACAAAUUUACUCUUUAAGUGUUAUGAAGGGUUUAUCUUUAAAAAAGCAGUGCUGUAUUUUGAUCCUUAGAGCAUUAUUUUUUAAAUGAGCAUCUUUCGUGUUGAUUAAUGUAGUAUUAGUAUGUAUGUAUGUAGGAUGAAAUUGUUAUCACAUUUAAGAAAGUGUGUAGGAUAAAAUUGUAAUGGCAUUCAAGUGGCUACUUGGUAUUUCUUGUUUAGUUUUAGUUUUAUUUAGGAUAGGCAUUUCCCUACCCCCGUCACAUUAACCAUUGUGCAUGGGGUGCUGGGUUAAGUGGGCCAAUAGAAAACUUUCAAAAGCAAAAUGACAAAUUCAGAUGAACCACAGGAGGUCAUUUUGUAUCCUUCUGACUUGUUACCCUUUUGCAAAAAAAAAAAAAAAAGUAAGUGUGAGCCACGUCCUUUUGUAACCAUGGGAACUUCCGAAGGGAGGAAAAUGGAAGGGCAGCAUCAUGAGGAAAACAAUUACACUGCAUUAGUCUGAGGAGAGUGAUUUUCCCCUUGACUUCCUCCUCUCUGAGUGGAUACACUUCUGAAGGGCAGCAGCCUUUUCCUCCCCUUAACCAUGGUUUAAUGUGACCUUGGUUUGUAUUUCUAAAAGCAAACAGUAUUAUUUCAGGUGUUAGGAAUAUAUGUGCCUUUCUCCGGUGCAAGCAUUUUGAUUUGAUAAUCCUCAUUUUAUUCCUGUACUCGGGCACUUAAGAAUAGCUGGUUUGUCAUGCUUAUAAAAAUAGUGCAUUCCUUGUAGACUUCCUUUUUUUAAAAAAUUCCAAAGAAACAUUCCUGCAGGUCAGAGAGAGUGUUUGAUAAAACUAUAGCAUUAUGACUUUUGAAAUGGUAUUGAUGCUUGUGAUUAGUUGGGGCUCUCCAAGUUUCUGGAUGGCAUGACUAGUUAACUAAUUCGGUACAACUUCGCUUAUGAAGACAAACAGAAUCAUUCCUAGUAGCCACACACAUUUUCUACACGAACUAGCUUUCCAAAUGGUUCUGUCUGACCCUCCAAAUUACAGUAUUGUUCUUCUCCUGUGAGACUGAUUUUUUAAAGAAAUAGACACCAAUUAAGUGGUAGAGAGAAGGUCAGACACACCUGGAGGGAUGGAAGAAAAGCCGGGUAGCUGGCCUAAGGAAAAAAGACAGGGUUUUGGUAAUCCUUGCUAAACAUGGCCACCGGAGGAGAGCCACAAAAUCUUCAAAACUAAUUAUGGGAAAUCAAAUGGAAAUUAAAUAUUGGCUCUCAGGCUAGGGCUGCAACAACAUACUUCUCUGACUCACAUAGCAGCUGUUCUGCAAGUGGACUAUUAACCGGGCAUGUACGAGGUUUUAUUUUUUUAUGUGUGGGAGAUUCUCUUGUGUGAGUCAAGGAUUUUGUAUAUUUAAAGCUGCUGAAGCUGCCUUGUUUGGCCUUGCUGCCAUUGUCUAAAUUUUGGUGAGCGUUUCAGCAUGUGUUCAGCAUAGGCCUCCUAUUUCCACCCCCCUUUAGGAGAUGGAUUCGGAUACGGCUGAUGCAAGCUCAGAACUCAGAAGUCAUCCCCAAGCCUAUUUAGUGCCUUACCUCAAUGAAGCUCACAGCGCAGCCCAUAACUUUUCUCUUAUUUAGCCCUGGAGCACUGCUAAGAAGACACUAAGAACCAUGGCUUUCCAGACGGAUGGUGCUCAUGCCAGAGAAAUGGGAAGGCUUAAAAUUGCUUGUCAAAUAUUUCAGAGUCUCGAAAGAUAAUCUCCGUGUUUUGGGCUUCUGACCUUUGGAUUAACUUGCAUCUCUUAGAUUAUCAUCUUUCUUAAUAUGUUUAUUCAGCCUGUAUUUCUAAAGUAACUUAGUAUUUGGUAGCCACCAUUUUUGAUAUUUUGAACAUAAUGUCUCGAUGCAUCUUAAAUUCUGAAAUAGUAUAUGGCUGUUUCACAGAAUAACACCCUGGUCAGCAGUGGCUCUACCCUACUGUUUUGAAGAAAGAUGUUCUUGGAUUGCGCAUUUAAAGAACACAUCUAUGGGGUCACUAGAAAACUAGUAGAUGUGAUUUUUUUCCCCCUUGUGAAACAAUGAGAAUCAUCAUUGU
Molecule: messenger RNA, 5206 nt
Organism: Microtus ochrogaster (prairie vole)
Lineage: Eukaryota; Metazoa; Chordata; Mammalia; Rodentia; Cricetidae
Gene: Phex
Product: phosphate regulating endopeptidase X-linked
Biological process (GO): protein processing
Cellular component (GO): plasma membrane
Molecular function (GO): metalloendopeptidase activity
Source: RefSeq, a predicted model, not a curated record